UUAUUGCCACUAUCCAUUUGCAGAAUUUCCCGCAAUUUCUGCUGCGAUAUUGCUGUGUGGUGAUGCCGUCAAGACGUGAAGGCUGCUAAUUGCCGGUGCCACGAUUGCUUACUAAUUCACUUAUUUCAUGAAUACACCUCGUGCAAUCGUGCUUAAAUAUCGCAGUCCUCAAAAUUUGACUGUCUGGUUAUAAGUGUGGCCCGGUUUUUUGCUUACAAUGGGUGACAGAAGAGAUAACAUGAGGCUUGCUGAGGUGAAAGUUUUGGAGCAUCCUACUUUAAAGGUGCCUUAUGAGAUACUGAACAAGAAGUUCCGGAGCUCACAGAAGACGCUGGACCGCGAGCUGGCCCACUUCUGCUCAGCUGCCAAUGAGCUGGAGACCAGUCUGCACCGCACCUCCGUCACGGUGGACGACGUGACGCGGCUGCUGGGCACCGUCACAGACCGGUUACGCGCGCUUAAGCGCAAGUCGGAGGAGUCUAUCACUGACGAGCUAGAGUCAGCGGACCUGUGCAAGCGACGCCUCAAGCACCUGAUGGAAUACAAUACUGACAGUCCGGGCGUCGUGUCCCAAUGGAAGCGCAAGCGACUCGACCGCCUUCUUGUCGACCACUUUGUGCGCUGCGGCUUCUACGAGCUGGCAAUGAGCCUGGCGCGCCAGUCGCACAUUGAGGAGCUGACCAACAUUGACAUAUUCCUGGUGGCCAAGGAGGUAGAGGAGAGUCUGCUGCGCAAGGACACGGGCCCGGCGCUGGCCUGGUGCCACGACAACAAGUCGAAGCUGCGCAAGAGCCGCUCCAAGCUGGAGCUCUACCUGCGGCAGCAGGAGUUCGUCGAGCUGGUUAAGGCUGACCGGCGCAUGGAGGCUGUGCUGCAUGCAAGGAAGUACCUGUCCAACAUGGAUGAGUAUCAGUGCGAGGAUAUCCAGAGCUGCAUGGCUCUGCUGGCCUUCCCCGUUGACACGGAUAUCGAGCCCUACUGUGCCAUGUUCGCCGAAAGUCGCUGGCAGCUGCUCAUCAUGGAGUUCCGCGAGGAGAACUUCCGCAUCUACCAGCUGUCGUCAGUGUCCGUAUUCAACACGGUGCUGCAGGACGGCCUUGCCACGCUCAAGACGCAUCAGUGCUACCGGCAUGAUGGCCAGGGCAACCCGGACUGUCCGGUGUGUCAAAUGCCGCUGAACGAGCUGGCCCGGCCGCUGCCGUUCUCGCACUGCACGCAGUCGCGGCUCAUGUGCGCCCUCUCCGGCAAGCCCAUCGACGAGCACAACCCGCCCAUGGCACUGCCCAACGGUAACGUCUACGGCAAGCUGGCGCUCCAGAGUCUGGCGGUCGAGAUGAAGGGACGCGUCGUGUGCCCGCGCACCCAGGAGGUGUUCGGCGAGUCGCAGCUGGAGAAGGUGUUCGUCAUGUGAUGGGCGCCGCCCGGAGGCAGGACGCGGCGGCGGCCGGUGACGGUGGCAAGGGGCGCGCAGGGCUGGGCCAGGGCCGUGCGGAGUAGCCGGACGGGUGUUAGGAAGAGCGUAGUGUGUCAGUGGGGGCCUAUGCGUUUGUAGCUGCCUUUGAGUCACGGCUGCUGUUUGGUUCCCGGAAAGAAGGUCGACUCCCGUUUGAAAUAAAUUUCGAGGCAAAACAUCAUCUGAGAGCCCCGUGAAGGUCCGUUCGGAUGCUACCUAUUCCUUUGUACGGCUAAGAAUUGCCAGUCGGGAGCUGGCGACUUUUUAGCGGGUGCAAAGUUUGCACAUAGCAGCUAUCCAGUCUAAGUGGCGUGCUCUUGUAAUGUCAUGCCAGCAGCCUACAUGUUUGGAAAAUCAAUAUUGAUUUCCCUCUCUUGAUAAUCGGAUCAAAAACGAAAACAUUCAACCGAAGGGCAGCAGCGGGAGAGACUGGUGAAAGAGUGGGCCGCCAGUAUUCAACGUCAUUAUUGUCUUCUUGAUACGUCCUAGUGCGGUUGGAACUUUGGUCUCGCCAGGUGCGAACUGGCUGUUUGUCAUUGCCUUGCUAUGGUCUUCCCAUGCCGUGGCGAUCCUGGGUUGUGCGAAUGGCUUGGUGUUUUGUAUGAUCGCCGAAUGACCCGUAUCUAUGUGUGUGCCCUAUGUUGCCAUUCGCAAUAUUGGUGCGGAGAAGCCUCAGAUUUGGUUUAGCCGCACAAUAUCACUGUAUAUAUUGCCUUGUGAUAACCGAAAAUACAGGGACAGGAAUGUCCGGCGCGUC
Messenger RNA from Pollicipes pollicipes, 2210 nucleotides. RefSeq names its product E3 ubiquitin-protein transferase Katazuke (gene Kaz). Gene Ontology annotation, cellular component: cytoplasm; nucleus; GID complex. Gene Ontology annotation, biological process: proteasome-mediated ubiquitin-dependent protein catabolic process. The transcript is spliced from 9 exons. Lineage: Eukaryota; Metazoa; Arthropoda; Thecostraca; Pollicipedomorpha; Pollicipedidae. Bases 218 to 1411 code for a protein of 397 amino acids. The record is from RefSeq and is a predicted model, not a curated record. Gene Ontology annotation, molecular function: protein binding; ubiquitin protein ligase activity.